Puccinia triticina is the source of this 543-nucleotide messenger RNA. RefSeq lists its product as uncharacterized. NCBI's taxonomy places the organism in Eukaryota, Fungi, Basidiomycota, Pucciniomycetes, Pucciniales, Pucciniaceae. Gene Ontology annotation, molecular function: protein-membrane adaptor activity; protein binding. The record is from RefSeq and is a predicted model, not a curated record. Bases 1 to 543 code for a protein of 180 amino acids. Gene Ontology annotation, biological process: nucleus-vacuole junction assembly; vacuole inheritance. The transcript is spliced from 2 exons. Gene Ontology annotation, cellular component: fungal-type vacuole membrane.
AUGACACAUUCGGAUGAGAAUCGUCAACAACUCAUCAACGCUGGCUCAAUUCCUAUUUUAGUCUCGCUCUUGUCCUCCUCGGCGGUCUCGUGUUUCCGCAAUGUAUCCAUCACCCCACAAAACAAAUCACCGAUUAUUGAGGCAAACUUCUUAAAUCCGUUGAUCGAGCUUUUAGCGUAUGACGAGAACGAGGAGAUCCAAUCUCACGCCAUCUCAACUCUUCGAAAUCUGGCGGCCUCCUCAGAAAAGAACAAAGCUGCAAUCGUCGAAGCCAAAGCUAUUGAACUGAUUAAAGAACUCGUCUUGAGUGUGCCUUUGAGCGUCCAAAGUGAGACAACUGCUUGCGCUGCUGUACUCGGAAUAAGCGAGAAAAUCAAAGGAAAUAUGUUGGAUCUUGGCAUACUAGAGGUCUUGAUCCCCUUGACGAAUAGUGUCAGUGUUGAGGUUCAAGGAAACAGUGCAGCAGCAAUUGGUAACCUUUCUUCAAAAGCCGAGGAUUACACGGCGUUCAACCAGUUUGGGAUAAGCCAGAAGGCGGGCUAG